Messenger RNA from Syzygium oleosum, 1579 nucleotides. RefSeq names its product probable nucleoredoxin 3. The transcript has 3 exons. The record is from RefSeq and is a predicted model, not a curated record. Lineage: Eukaryota; Viridiplantae; Streptophyta; Magnoliopsida; Myrtales; Myrtaceae. Bases 216 to 1406 code for a protein of 396 amino acids.
UCCUACCCAUCUUUCUCUCUCUGUAGCUUACCUUCUUUACACGCCACUUCUUCCUCCCCACGACCCCAUUAGUGCAAUGUAAACACCGCCCUGACGUGCCGAACCAUUCGUGCAACCAAAAGGGUAUAUACUUUUAGCACAAUCCCUGGCAGCAAGCAAAGCAUCUCAUUUCGAUCUUAUCCCCACUUCACUUGGUGUCAUCCCCCAACACUUAUAUGCACUCCCUCCCCUCCACGACUCUCUCUCGCUACUUUGCACUCGCUAUGUCCGAUCAAAGUGUUCUCGACGUCUUGGCUUCUCAUGGGGUCACUUGUCUCUUGUCUUCUCAUGGCCAGGUUCCCCUCUCAUCCCUUGAAAACCAGUCAAUCUGCAUCCUCUUCUCUGCAAAUUGGUGCAGGCCUUGUAGAACCUUCAUUCCUCAGCUGGCGCAGCUUUAUGAGACUGUAAAUGCUGCUGGUGAGCAUCCACUCGAGAUCCUAUUCGUUUCUUUGGAUCAUGAUGAGAAUGCUUUCCAUGAGCACUUCCGGUGCAUGCCCUGGCUCGCUGUCCCCUUCGAUGCGAGCUUGCGCGGACGACUCAAUAAACACUACCGCGUCCAUCGCAUUCCAUCCCUCAUUCCCUUGACCUCGGAAGAGAUGCCGGGUCAUGAUGAGUUGAUUGGUUUGAUAGAAGAUUAUGGAGCUGAAGCGUUCCCUUUCACGAAGAAAAGACUGGAGGAACUCAAGAUUCUUGAUGUUUCCAGGCGCGAAGGUGGAAAUUUGGAGCACCUAUUUGCAGGGGAAGGUCGAGACUAUCUUUUCCUUUCCGACGGUGGAGCUGGAAGGCUGUCGGUAUCCCAUCUCAUUGGUAAGACCAUUGGGCUCUACUUCGGGGCAAGUUGGAGUCCUCCAUGUUCCGAUUUCACUCAGCAACUCAUGGAAGCUUACGCUGAGCUCAAAGCAGCCACUAGAGAUCAAUGCUUCGAGGUUAUAUUCAUUUCGACAGAUGGUAAUAAGGAAGAAUUCGAUGCGUACACUAGCAGCAUGCCGUGGCCGUUCAUUCCAUACGAGGAUGAGAGCCGAAAAGAUCUGUGCAGAAUCUUCGACAUCCGGAGGAUCCCGGCAUUGAUAAUCAUAGGCCAAGAUGGGAAGACGGCGAGCAGAGAGGGGAGAGAGAUGGUGUCGGAGUACGGGGCAAUGGGGUUCCCGUUCACGGCGGAGAGGAGGAGAGAGAUAGAAGAGGCGUUGAGGAAGGAAGGAGAGAAGCUGGGGAGGGAGGUGAAGGACGCGAGGCACGAGCAUGUACUGAAGCCGGGAAUGGCGAAGGCGUAUGUAUGCGACUUGUGCAAGAGAGGAGGGAGGUUCUGGGCAUUGUCUUGUGAAGACUGCAACUACGACCUUCAUCCCACCUGCUUGAAAUUGAUAUGAACUCAUGCAUGGUAAUAACUUAGUUGUGUAUCCUAUUAAAUGCUUACUACACACUUGAUAAAUCAGAGUGGCACAUGCCACCAUCUCAUCAACAAACUAUCCUAUCGAGGCAAUUACAGGAAAAACAUUCCAAGCCUCGGCUUUUAUCUUUAAGGAUUGGAUUGGAUUGAUUU